This is a messenger RNA of Fimicolochytrium jonesii, 567 nucleotides long. RefSeq lists its product as uncharacterized. Lineage: Eukaryota; Fungi; Chytridiomycota; Chytridiomycetes; Spizellomycetales; Powellomycetaceae. Gene Ontology annotation, molecular function: nucleic acid binding. Bases 1 to 567 code for a protein of 188 amino acids. The record is from RefSeq and is a predicted model, not a curated record. The transcript is spliced from 2 exons. Gene Ontology annotation, biological process: DNA integration.
AUGCUGGCAUACACAGCACAAGCUGGCGACCAUGACCGCCUCGGCAUCAUAGAACGGUUCAAUAGAACAAUAAAGACCUUCCUGGCACGAUACUUUACUGCGACGGGACAGAAGGCAUACGUCAACGCUCUACCGCAGUUCACAGAGAACUACAACAAUCAGGUGCAUAGCGUUCUCGGCAAAGCACCCGCUAGGAUCAAGGAUGGUGACAUACCGGAUAGCUUGGAGCAGAACGUUAAGGCACUUGAUGAUCUAGAAGGGUUCAACAUUGGAGACGACCUUAGGAUCAAGGAAGAUCGCAAUGUAUUCAAGAAAGGUUACAGUCAACAGUUCAGCAAACUAAUCUACAUUAUUGGUGGUCGAAACGGGUAUGGGUACAAAUUGUUUGAUACAAAAGGGGUUCCUCAGAAGCGAAUGUACAAAGCCCGAGACUUGUUGAAGAUCAAUGAUGUCCAAAAAGCACCCAGAGGAGACAGAGAAAUCGCCAGGCUCCAAGGUGUGGACGUUGUCCUUCCAGAGCCUGGCCAGAAAAGGAAACGGAAGCCGAAGAAGAUUUUUGGAGAGUGA